Messenger RNA from Acinonyx jubatus (cheetah), 795 nucleotides. RefSeq lists its product as uncharacterized. Gene Ontology annotation, molecular function: nucleic acid binding. Lineage: Eukaryota; Metazoa; Chordata; Mammalia; Carnivora; Felidae. The record is from RefSeq and is a predicted model, not a curated record. The coding region runs from base 16 to 666 and encodes 216 amino acids. The transcript is spliced from 2 exons.
CCAGGUUUUGCUGAAAUGGCCAAACCCCUUUACGCAGUUUCUAAAAACCAACCAUCAUUUGAAUGGUCUGCGGAAGCUGAGCAGGCAUUCCAACAGAUAAAAAGAGCUCUCCUAUCGGCCCCAGCUCUAGGACUGCCCGAUAUCUCUAAACCUUUCCACUUAUAUGUGGAUGAGCACAAAGGCAUAGCCAAGGCAGUGCUAACCCAGCAUUUAGGUCCAUGGCCCAGACCAGUGGCCUAUCUCUCAAAGAAACUGGACCCUGUAGCCGCAGGAUGGCCCCCUUGUCUCCGGAUAAUAGCGGCUACAGCCCUAAUGGUUAAAGAUGCCGAUAAGCUGUCCCUGGGUCAAGAGUUACAUGUCACCACACCCCACGCCAUUGAAGGAGUACUCAAGCAGCCCCCCGAUAGGUGGAUGAGCAAUGCUCGGAUGGUCCACUAUCAGGGACUCCUGUUAAAUCCUUUGCGGAUCACAUACACCCCUCCCCGAACUUUAAACCCAGCCUCGCUGCUACCCGACCCUGACAUGGACUCCCCGCUCCAUGACUGUGCCGACAUCCUAGCACAGAUCCAUGGAACAAGGGAAGACCUACAGGACCGGCCAUUACCUGAUGCUGAGGUCACCUGGUUUACUGACGGAAGCAGCUUCGUCCAUCAAGGACAGAGGUAGCACAAAACCCCAUUCAAGUACUCCCUGCGCAGCUACCAGACCCAGGGCCCCGAGAUUUACCCCCACAGCCUGAAUACUCAGAAGAUGAUCUUAUCUGGAUGCGCAAGCUCCCCAUGACCCAAGUUACAG